This is a messenger RNA of Racocetra persica, 220 nucleotides long. NCBI's taxonomy places the organism in Eukaryota, Fungi, Glomeromycota, Glomeromycetes, Diversisporales, Gigasporaceae. The record is from the annotation of a GenBank genome assembly.
GAUUAAAAGACAUAGAGAGGAUGAUAGCCUUUCUAUGUCUGAAAGUAUUUCUAUAUUAACUAACAUUAUUGUUGAAAGAGAAAUUAUAGGAAACGAUCCACCUAUUGUUUCAUUUUUUAAGCUUCGAUCUAUCGCUGAAAGCAAGAAUGGUCAAUUAGGUUUUUUUUUUAAUGAAAUUGAAGAGAUGGCUUGUUUGGAAAAAAAAAACGAUGCUGAAUGA